AUGCAGAGGCACAAGAAUAUUCGUGUUCAGCCAAAAGAGGGUCAAACAAAAUCCAAUCCAUCGAAGAGACAUAGAGAGCGCCUGAACUCAGAGCUCGAUAUGUUGGCCAGUCUUCUACCCUUCGAACAGAGCGUUCUCUCCAAACUCGAUAAGCUAUCGAUUCUCCGCUUAAGUGUUUCUUAUUUAAGGACUAAGAGCUACUUUCAA
This is a messenger RNA of Medioppia subpectinata, 207 nucleotides long. Lineage: Eukaryota; Metazoa; Arthropoda; Arachnida; Sarcoptiformes; Oppiidae. The record is from the annotation of a GenBank genome assembly.